Messenger RNA from Monopterus albus (swamp eel), 6107 nucleotides. RefSeq names its product tripartite motif containing 37 (gene trim37). Gene Ontology annotation, biological process: protein monoubiquitination; protein autoubiquitination; aggresome assembly. Gene Ontology annotation, cellular component: ESC/E(Z) complex; peroxisomal membrane; aggresome. Gene Ontology annotation, molecular function: zinc ion binding; ubiquitin protein ligase activity; tumor necrosis factor receptor binding. The coding region runs from base 325 to 3183 and encodes 952 amino acids. The record is from RefSeq and is a predicted model, not a curated record. The transcript has 25 exons. Lineage: Eukaryota; Metazoa; Chordata; Actinopteri; Synbranchiformes; Synbranchidae.
AUUUGAUUGGUGAUUGCUAGGGGACGAACAGCUUCUGAGCAACCGCUACCGUUACACCUCUAAUUCAGGGCAAAAGCAAUCAUUUUUCGUCCCCCUGUAUAGCACAGUGUAAUCCCUGCAUGGGGACAUCUGUACCGAGAUAUAUUUUGGUUUUUGAAUGUAGCUAAACCAGCGGAGACCACGUCUACUGUGUGCUUGGAUAUAUAAUGUAGCCCUUUGCAGUCGUUGUUUAUCAGGUGUGACAGUCGAAGCCGCGUCUCUGACAAGAACGCACUACAAUUUCUUAGAUUUAUCUUUGAGAUCAAGAGCUUGAAAGUGGCUGAAAUGGAUGAACAAAGUGUCGAGAGCAUUGCUGAGGUGUUUCGCUGCUUCAUCUGCAUGGAGAAACUGAGAGAUGCUCGUCUCUGCCCACACUGCUCCAAACUCUGCUGCUUCAGCUGCAUACGACGAUGGCUGACGGAGCAGAGAGCCCAGUGUCCUCACUGUCGGGCUCCACUCCAACUGAGGGAGCUGGUCAACUGUCGCUGGGCAGAGGAAGUCACCCAGCAGCUGGACACCCUGCAGCUCUGCAGUCUCACCAAACAUGAGGACAACGACAAGGACAAAUGUGAGAACCACCAUGAGAAGCUGAGUGUUUUCUGUUGGACCUGUAAGAAAUGCAUCUGUCACCAGUGUGCUCUGUGGGGAGGCAUGCAUGGUGGUCACACCUUCAAGCCUCUGGUGGAAAUUUAUGAGCAGCAUGUAACCAAGGUGAAGGAGGAGGUUGCCAAGCUCCGCCGCCGCCUCAUGGAGCUUAUCAGUUUGGUGCAGGAAGUGGAGAGGAACGUAGAGGCUGUCAGAGGAGCAAAGGAUGAGAGGGUCAGAGAGAUCCGAAACGCUGUGGAAAUGAUGAUCGCUCGUCUGGACAACCAGCUCAAGAACAAACUCAUCACCCUCAUGGGCCAAAAGACGUCCUUGACCCAGGAGACGGAACUGCUAGAGUCUCUGCUGCAGGAGGUGGAGCAUCAGCUUCACUCCUGUAGUAAGAGUGAACUCAUCUCCAAGAGCCCAGAAAUCCUGCUCAUGUUCCAGCAGGUCCAUCGGAAACCUAUGCAGUCCUUUGUCACCACCCCGGUCCCUCCAGACUUCACCAGUGAGCUGGUUCCUGCCUAUGACUCAAGCACCUUUGUUCUGGUCAACUUCAGCACCCUGAGGCAGCGGGCUGAUCCGGUGUACAGCCCUCCUCUACAGAUAUCUGGGCUCUGCUGGAGACUUAAAGUCUACCCAGAUGGUAAUGGUGUGGUCCGUGGAAACUACCUGUCUGUGUUCUUGGAACUGUCUGCUGGACUCCCUGAAACAUCCAAGUAUGAGUACCGUGUGGAGAUGGUCCAUCAAGCCUCUAGUGACCCAACCAAGAACAUCAUUCGGGAGUUUGCUUCAGACUUUGAGGUUGGUGAAUGUUGGGGCUACAAUCGCUUCUUCAGACUGGACCUCCUGGCCAGUGAGGGCUACCUGAACAUGCAGACCGACACACUGGUCCUCCGCUAUCAGGUUCGCUCACCCACCUUCUUCCAGAAGUGCAGAGAUCAGUACUGGUACAUCAGCCAGCUGGAGUCAGCCCAGAGCGGCUACAUACAGCAGAUCAACAACCUCAAGGAGAGGCUGGCCAUCGAGCUGUUUCGCCGUCAAACAUCACGCAGCUCCUCGCCCCCUGACCUGAGGCUCGCUGCAGGGACCACGGCUUCUGAAAGAGACCCUCACUCAAUGAAGAAUGACGACGACAUCCAGACCUCUUUGACCAGCCCUAAAAAAGGCGAAGAAGAAGAGAGGACGCAGCACGAUGACUCUAAUGAGCUGUCGGACGGUGACUUGGAGGUGGACUGUCUGACGGAGGAGGAGGUGAACCCGCUGGAUGGCAGCAGCACCUCAGGGAGCUCCACAGCCACCAGCAACACUGAGGAGAAUGACAUAGAUGAGGAGACCAUGUCAGGAGAGAAUGAUGUAGAUUUCAUUGGGAACCUGGAGACAGAAGAAGGAGAGCUUCCUAAUGACUUGGCUGGAGCAACAGGUGGAUCCAGCUCCAGUGUACAUUCCUUACGUCGCGGUGCUGCUGUAGGUCGUUUUGCCAGUAGUAGUGGAGCUACUGCUGGUGGUGCUGUCGGGCCAGGUAGCAGCAGCCUCCUAGAGAUUGACCCCGUCAUCCUGAUCCAGCUGCUGGAUCUGAAGGAGCGCAGCAGCGUGGAGUCUCUGUGGGGCCUUCAACCUCGGCCUCCUGUGUCCAUGCUGCACACCCAAGCUCCUCCUCAAUCCAGGAAAGAACAAGAGCGACGUCCUCAGGUGGUGCGACGAUCAGCUCCAGACUCAGGGGUCCUGAUCCGCCUCAAGGCUCAGAUGGCUGAGGUCCGCAGCAAGAUGUCUGAUGUCAAGAGUCAAGUGCUGGAGGCUCAGGGCUCCACUGAGCCCAAGCUGGGCCCAUCAGAGGCCUUCAGUGUGGAGGAGGUACCCUCUCACCAUACUGAUUCAGAGCUGUUAGCUUGUCGUAAGCCCAGUGAGCUGGACCUGUUGGGGAGACCAUCUGCAGCUCGAUCUAGGCCAUGCCGCCCUGCCAGGAAAUCUCUCUCCCCUGUCCUGGACAACUGUGGCUCUUUGGUUGUGAAGAGGAGGAGUCCAAACGAGAUGGACAGGGACCUGAGAGGAGCAGAGGCAGCCACUGAUCUCAGUCUGCAUCCUAAAGAGGGGUCAGGAGGUGCAGAAGGGGUGCUGAAGGCUGACGGCACCCAGAGCCCCCUCAUGUCUCUCAGCAGCUCAUCAUCAGAGCGGGCCUCCACCUCCAAGCAGCAGUACCCAUUGGACCAGCAGCUAUACAGAGCCUCUGGGCCCAGGGAUGACAUCUUCUCCUUGGGUGGACCAAGCUACAUGACUUCCAGCAAGAACUGUGGCAGUAGGAGCCUAGGGCCGACCAUGGUGGACUGUGAAUCUGAAGGCUCAGGAAACCCCCAUCAGUCCUUGCUGGAGGGGGCCUCUGCACAACCACAGUCAAAUGAAGAUCAGUCGCAAUCUGUCCUGGUAGCAGCAACAAGCAGUGACAGUGACACUGAGGACGAGGGCCUGCAGAGUAACAACUCUUGCUACGACAACCAGACUCUUCCGUGCACAGGUGAGCAGCUUCUGUCUGAUGACAUGAGUCUGCCAACUGACAGGUGAUUCCCUGUGAGUCUGUCAGACCUGGCAGGCCACUGCUUUAUACUCAGCGGCCACACAGUGAUGUAAUACCGGCAGGACACAACACACGUGCCAGUUACACAGAUGUGUAGAAUAGAAGCUGCUUGUAAUGCAUGAAAGUAAAAUGAAGACAAAACAGACCCAUUUCUUCAAAAACUGAAACUUUAAUGAGUAUGUAUUGACUGUUCAUAUGAACAGAUAAUAUCAGUGCCAUUAAUAUCAAUAUAAUGAAACUACCCCUUUUAAGAAGAACCAACGUAGCAUUUUUGUCACCUCCUUUAAAACUGGACUUGCACUGUAUUUCUGGUUACACUCUGCGAUUUGACUGUUCAGUGAUGACCUUGGCAGUCGCAUGUUUUUACCCUGCUGCAUUUAGCAAUGUACAUACUUUCACUUCUUUCAUGGUCACUUCAAAUAUAUUAGAGGAAAACAUGACAACUACUAUGACUGAAUCUCUAAAAAUGUUUAGGACAUAAAAACUGUUCAUGCAUCUUGUUGUUUUUAUUUUGUUCACUGGCGAUGUAACAUUUUCCCUGGUCUGCAGGACAUCUAGUCACUUUAACUUUCAGCACAAGUCAGUUACCUUCUCAGUGUGUAAAUGCUUUUGCAAAUCGGACAAAAUGAUAGGCUACAGAUUAUGUACAUCUUAUCAAUAACAGUUUAGUGUUUUAUAAUGCUGUACUGUUUAGUUGAGCCUCUCUGGGCUUCUGUUUUUACACAUACUCAUCUUCCUUCAGCUAUGUCCCUGCACCUCCCCCAGUGUUGGUGCUUGAAAGAAUUAAUUCAUUCCUCAGCCACUUAGUUUUAGUGGCACUGCAAUUUGUUGACUGCUCAGUUUGAGUGCUUCUUUGUCUGAGGUAAACCUGUAGUGUUCAAUGAGCUUUUCUGGUUAUUUAUGUAGAUGUCUUCACUCUUUAAUAACAGUAUCAUCAGCAACUACAAUGUGUGUCUGUUUGACAUUUGAAAAGGCUAAAUCAUGUCUGAAUCACAUGGAUUAUAAAAUGCAACUCUGUUUCUUUCUGUGGGCAUGCAGCAGAACUGACACCAUGACAAAGUUCACACUUGAGUGUUUUUGCUUCAACAUCUGCUUGGACAGCACUGACUGGAGCAAGAGCAGCUUGCACGAAUGCUUGCACCCACAGAGAGCUUCUGCACUAGCUUAUGUGCUACAGAAAUGAGAAUUAUUAAUUUAAAGGACCAUCUGAGCUCCUUUAUAUAAAGAUGCAUCUUCUAGCUGGCUAGCUUAGCAUAAAGAUUGGAAUUUAGUUUCCAGCUAACCUACCUCUGUCCACAGCUAACAAAAUGAUCUGCUCAUCUCUUCAGUUCCUAUUGUGCUGGCAUGGCAUUAGUCUCUCUUUCAGACUUAAAUUAACACUGAAUAAAACAGCACUGCUCUGUACAGGUACAAACUCUGAGACAGGUUGUACAUUUGGCCGCAGUCAGUGAUGUCAGAGUAGUUCUUUUCCAUCAGCCGUCAGUGCAAAAAUACCUCUAUUCCAUUUUAACAUUAUAUAUUUUGACUUUUCACAAUAGGAAAGUGUGACACUGAACCAAUGCAAUCACCAAGGCCCUAUAGAAUGCAGCUUUAACUAAUCCGAUUAGUAACACCUGCACUUUUCCUACAUGUAAAAUGUCUGCCGUGAAGGAAGUAUAUACCUACUUUAUGUUCAGUGCUGAAAGGCACAGCUAAGCAUUCUUAAGGUGUCUGUUCAUCCAAAUUGAAAAAAGAAAAAACAAUCUCAGUUCCUUGGAGUGCUCUCUGGCAAUGGAGGUUGUUGUGAUUUUGGGAUUUCUGCCCCCAUACCAAUAUAAUGAAGGUCAGUGUGAGGCUAAAACUGCAGCAAUGAUUGUUUUCUUUAUUAUUUGUCCAAAUUAUUUAUCAUCUAAAAGUAAGAAACUUAGAAAAAUAGUAUUUUAGUAGCUGGAACCACAGUUUUUUUUUCUUCAUAAAAAUCUAAAAUAUGCUGUAGAUACAUUUUUUUGUUGAACAGUUUUCUUUGUGGAGCUCUGGAAAGUGACAUUUUGGCACUGGUUUUCAAUCCUGCAUAGAACAAACAGUGAAAUACUUGGAACUCUUCAAUAGAAAGCCUUUCUAAUGAAAACUGUGAUGUGCAUCUCUGAAAAGAAUUUUUUUCACUAAUUAAAUUCCAGCUGUAGUGUAUUGUCAGGGAGGAAUAUAUUUCAGACUGAAAUCUUAAACCUGGACAAAAUAAAAAGCUCAGUUCUCAGAACCUGAAAACAAAGGUUUUAAAAAUAUAUGUAGUUAUGUAACAUGUCCUCCACUGUGCUGACCGCUCACUCCUUCACUGGAUUUUCUUCAUGGAUAGAUCAUUUUUCACCUCAGUGCUCCCACCAAACAUAGCAAACACAUGUCAGAGGUUGCUGCAAAAUAGUUGACAUUGUUGGGAGAAAAUGUGUUUAGGGAAAGGUCACAUUGACCUGCUGUGUUAUAAGAAGUAGAGCCUUUCCUCUUCACUGAGCCAUAAACUUAUUUUGAAGCACACUUAAAUCUUUAGAUCAAAGAAAUAAUACCUAGUGUACACUUCUACAGUCUUUAGUUUACUUUGUAAAUAUCUUGGCAUGGUAUAAUAAAAUUGUAAGAGCUUGCUGUUCAUGUCCCUGAAAAUGCAUGUCUUUAGUGACUGGACUGAAAGAGGAGAAACAUGUUGUCAAACUGAAAUACACCAGAGUGAUGUGAUGUUUGAAAUAUAUUCACCUUAAAAUUCCAGUCCAGUUGAUUGUAUUUUUCCCCUUUCUUAGAUUGUUGCUUCACACAUCCAUGUCUAUGAUGGAGGCAUGGGAAAGAGCAACCAGGCUCUACUUAGUUGUGCUUGUUGUGUCAAAGGCUGCAUUAUUUCAUGUGCGUUUUCUUUUUGUGUAAUAAAUAUGUUUUAAGACCCUUGAAA